AUGUACGACAUAAUAAAAUUGUCCCUUAUGGUUUUCUUGGCUAGUGAAAAACAAAAAAUGGCCUGUACAUUUGAGAUCCAAUUAGCUAUUACUCUCUCCUCCUUUGUGACCUUCUUCUGUGGACUCUUCAUCUUAUGCUUUUGCAGGAUACUCAUUACAGGCUUGAAAAAAUAUCGAUACUUCAAGGGAAGAAGAAUUCUAUGGGAACUACUCAGAAAUAAAAGCAUCAACAGCAGGCGUUUAAAAAGAUACCAUUUCCAGGGAAUCUUUCAUGAUCGGAUACAAAUGUUGCUUUCAGCACAGACUUUUGUGGGGCAAGUGCUGGUUAUCCUUGUCUUUGUACUAAGCAUUGGGUCUCUUAUAAUUUAUUUCAUCAACUCUACUGACCCUGUUGGAAGCUGUUCUUCAUAUGAAGACGAAACAAUUCCUGUUGACUUGAUUUUUAAUACUUUCUUUAGCUUCUAUUUUGGAUUGAGAUUUCUGGCAGCUGAUGACAAGGUCAAGUUCUGGUUGGAGAGGAAUUCGAUUGUAGACAUCUUUACCAUCCCACCAACCUUCAUUUCUUAUUAUUUGAAAAGCAAUUGGCUAGGUUUAAGGUUCUUAAGAGCGCUAAGGCUACUAGAACUCCCUCAAAUCUUGCAAAUUCUACAAGUCAUCAAAACCAGUAGCUUAGUGAAGUUUUCCAAACUCAUAUCAAUAAUUCUCAGUACGUGGUUCACUGCUGCAGGAUUCAUUCACCUGGUGGAAAAUUCUGGUGAUCCAUGGCUCAAAGGUAGAAAUUCACAGACUUUAUCUUACUUUGACUCAAUUUACUUGGUUGUGGCAACAACGUCAACUGUUGGCUUUGGAGAUGUGGUAGCCCGGACAUCCCUGGGACGGACCUUCAUCAUCUGCUUCACCCUUGCGAGUUUGAUACUAUUUGCAAAAUAUGUCCCUGAAAUUGUGGAACUUUUUGCUAACAAAAGGAAAUAUACUAAUUCCUAUGAAGUAGUCAAAGGGAAGAAGUUCAUCGUGGUCUGCGGAAACAUCACUGUUGACAGUGUGAAUGCUUUUCUGAGCAAUUUUCUCCGCCGUAAAUCAAGAAAAAUCACCACUGAGAUCGUGUUUCUGGGAGAGAACCCUCCUUCUUUGGAAUUGGAAGCCUUAUUUAAGUGCUAUAUGGCCUAUACAACUUUUGUUUUUGGAUCUGCAUUGAAGUGGGAGGAUCUGAAGCGAGUUGCGUUGGAAUAUGCAGAAGCAUGCCUGAUUAUCGCUAAUCCUUUGUGCAGUGAUUCAUAUGUUGAAGACACUUCGAACAUCAUGAGGGUGCUUUCUAUCAAGAACUAUUAUCCUCAGACCAGAAUCAUCAUACAGAUACUUCAGUCCCAUAACAAGGUUUAUUUGCCAAAGAUUCCCGGUUGGAAUUGGAAAGCUGGGGACAACAUAAUUUGCUUUGCUGAACUGAAGCUUGGAUUUAUCGCCCAAGGCUGCCUAGUACCGGGCUUGUGUACCUUUCUAACCUCUCUAUUUGUUGAACUCAACAAAAAGGUAACCUUUAGUCUGAUACUAAACCCAUCUGAACAAGUUAGGCUGUGUACGAAUACAAUAGGGUUCUUUAUUGCUGAAUCUGCAAAGGAAGUCAAAAGAGCCCUAUUUUACUGUUCCACCUGUCACAGUGAUGUGAAUACUCCUGAGAUAAUUGGAAAAUGUGGCUGCAAAUCCAAGAGCCAUCAUCAUAACAACACAGUCACUGUACCAAACAGAAGGGUAGUGGAGAAAGAAGUCCAGGGUAUAAGUAGUCAUUACCGGGGGUCAUUCUCACCCCCUUGCCCUAAAUGUUCUCCAACUAACUUUGCAUUCUUCCUAUUUAGGAUUUGUCUGUAUGAUAAUGACCACAGUGGUGAGCUACUAGAUAGCAGUGGCAUGUUUCACUGGUGCAAAUCAACCUCUUUGGACAAGGUGAUUCUGAAACGAUCUGACAAGAGAAAACAUAAAUUUCGAAACCACGUGGUAGCCUGUGUCUUUGGAGAUGCUCAUUCAACUCUGAUGGGACUUCGGAAUUUUGUAAUGCCUUUGAGAGCUAGCAACUAUACCCUGGAGGAGCUGAAGGACAUUGUAUUCAUUGGGUCUCUGGAUUACCUACAGAGAGAAUGGCAAUUUCUGCGGAAUUUCCCUCAGAUAUAUAUUUUGCCCGGAUCUGCACUCUUUUCUGGAGACCUCCAAGCAGCCAACAUAGAAGAAUGUUCCAUGUGUGCAGUCUUGGCCCCACCAUAUAAACAAUCAAGCAGUCAGACUCUGGUGGACACAGAGACCAUCAUGACCACUCUCAACAUUGGAUCCAUACGGAUUAGCUACUCUGCCCAGACACCUGCAGUGAUAGUGUUCUCAGAAAAGUUCAAGGAAAAUGGGCUUGUCCAGAAUUUAACUGGAUGUCUGAGGACCUCAAGACACCGAAGAAUUCCUAUCAUAACUGAACUGAAAAAUCCUUCCAAUGUCCACUUUAUUGAACAGCUUGGUGGAUUAAAAGGAAACCUUCCUGGAACAAACCUGCAUCUUAGCACUUCUUUUGCUACAGGAGCCGUCUUUUCAGGCAGCUUUUUGGACUCCCUUCUGGCCACAGCCUUCUACAACUAUCGUGUCCUGGAAUUACUUCAGGUGCUGGUGACAGGAGCGAUAAGUGCUCAGCUGGAACAACAUUUGGAUAAAGAAAAGCAGUAUGGGCUGACAGAGAACUGUACUACAUUCUUUUCUGCGAGAGCUCGGUGUAAACUGGGGCUUCUCUCCUUGAACAAUACCAUUUUAUCAGACAUUCAACCAAGAGACUCCUUUGGACAAGUGUUCUGUAGUUCAUUAAAGCAGUUUGGAAUCCUGUGCCUUGGCUUAUAUCGCAUGAUAGAUAAAGAAGAAUACAAUCCAGAACAUGAAAGGGGAGUAUACUAGUUUGUGAUUACGCGGCCAGCCAAAGAUUUUAAACUGCUGGCCUCAGAUCUGGUGUUUUGUGCUAUCCCGUUCAGCACUUCUUACUACAAAAAAAAUGAGUCUUCACCUCAACAAACAUAUGAAACUGUAAAUCAAAUUUCACCAAUGCAGAAGAAUGCUCCAAACUCAAAUAAUCUUAACUCAGCUGACAAGGGUACACCACAGUUCUGUGAAUCACCAGCCCUAUCUGUGAAUCAAGCGACUAGAGACUUUUCUACACCCAAGCCAACACCAUCAUCUAAGAGAUAG
Molecule: messenger RNA, 3207 nt
Organism: Chrysochloris asiatica (Cape golden mole)
Lineage: Eukaryota; Metazoa; Chordata; Mammalia; Afrosoricida; Chrysochloridae
Product: potassium channel subfamily U member 1-like
Exons: 29
Biological process (GO): transmembrane transport; potassium ion transport; reproductive process
Cellular component (GO): membrane
Molecular function (GO): monoatomic ion channel activity
Source: RefSeq, a predicted model, not a curated record